Molecule: messenger RNA, 3165 nt
Organism: Syngnathoides biaculeatus (alligator pipefish)
Lineage: Eukaryota; Metazoa; Chordata; Actinopteri; Syngnathiformes; Syngnathidae
Gene: mllt3
Product: MLLT3 super elongation complex subunit
Exons: 13
Coding region: 388-2115 (575 amino acids)
Biological process (GO): regulation of DNA-templated transcription
Cellular component (GO): super elongation complex
Source: RefSeq, a predicted model, not a curated record
AAUGGAAAAAGGGAAGACGAAGCUAGCUAUUAACUCGGAACCAAAGUUGGGCAUUUUUUAGCCUUCUAAAAGAGGAAACAAAGAAGCGAUCUUUUUUUUUUCCUUACAAAAUUAUUAUUGAUCUACUUUUCCCUCCUAUCAAAAUAAAACAACGGAGGCAAGCGCGAGCUCGGUCGCGUGGCGCUGCUUUAUUUUGAAAGCGUAAACAGGAUGUUCCCUUUUCUGCUCACCGAGCGUUGACCGCCGGUGAGUCUUGGAAAGUCUUGAAUGUGACUUGGAGCGCAGUGAGUGGAGACCAUGUCCGCCGUCACAAGCGAGCUGGACUUACCUCCACUGUCGUUCCCCGAGUCCGUCUCCAUGAAAUAACACGAACGCGGGGCCUCAGGAAUGGCCAACUCGGGUGCCGUCCAGGUGAAACUCGAACUCGGCCACCGCGCCCAGUUCCGAAAGAAAGCCACAGUAGAAGGCUUCACCCACGACUGGAUGGUGUUCGUCCGAGGACCAGAGCACAGCAACAUUCAGCACUUUGUGGAGAAGGUCGUCUUUCACUUGCACGAGAGUUUCCCGAAACCAAAAAGAGUUUGCAAGGAUCCACCGUACAAAGUGGAGGAGUCUGGAUACGCUGGCUUCAUCUUGCCUAUUGAAGUUUACUUCAGGAAUAAGGAAGAGCCGAAGAAAGUCCGCUUCGACUACGACCUUUUCCUCCACCUGGAGGGCCACCCUCCUGUCAAUCACCUCCGUUGCGAGAAACUGACAUUCAACAAUCCGACGGAAGAGUUCCGGCGUAAGCUCCUGCGAGCCGGAGGGCAACGGGAUCCGCACAAACGCACCUCCGAGGACUCAAAGGUGAUGGUAAUGCAGGAGGGCUCGACAUCCUUGUUUGGGCCACACAUGAAGCUCCCUACGCUUCCCAACAGUUCCCUGGCGUCCACCUUCUCUGACCCAAGGAAGAGCAAAAGCUCCCACGGGCCCAAGGAUGGCUCCAAAGGAAGCGGCACCACCCUUCUCACGACAGCCACAACCACCAGCACCAACGGCAGCAGCUUCUCCAAACUCCACAAGCCUUCCAAGGACCACAAAGACAAGCCGCCAAAAGACUUGAAAGAGACCAAAAGUGCCUUCAGAGACUCGUGCUGGGAGUCCAACAAAGCCCCGAAAGAACCUUCCAGAAAACCCAAAGAGAACCAGCCGCUUCGAAAUAGCAAUCCUAAAAUGGGAUUCAAGGAACCCAAGUCUUUGUCUCAUCGGAGCGAAGUGUCCAACAACGAGUCGAACAAGCGCCUUUCUGCGCCCGACGGGGGUCAUCACGUAACCAAAAAGCGCAAGAGGGGAUCGGAGGAAUUAUCUGGGAAACAGACAUCCAGAUCAGAUGCUCAACUUUCCAACAAGAAAAUACUGAAGGACAGGCCGCAGAUCCAAAGCAGCAAAUCGCACCCAGAGAAUAACGAACCGGCCCACCGGAAGACAUCGGCGCUUGCGCCUUUCCAUGAAUUGGUGGACCCCAACGAUUCCGACAUGGAGUCCACCAAGUCAGACUCGGAACAGCCCAGUCCAGCAAGUUCCAGCUCCAGUUCAGGCUUUUCUCCCACACAUCACAGACGCCAAGUACUUGGCCCGCUGCAGUCGGUGAUGCAGGAUCUGCACUCGGACGACCACGGCGACGAUUCCGAGGACGACGACGACGUCGACUUGGAUUCCGACGCCGAACGGCCGGUGCCCGCGCACCUCGCGCACCACCAACGCAGGGUCAGUUUGAGUGACGGAAGCGAGAGUGACAGCUCUGCCCCUUCGCCGCCUUCACGCAACGAUGUGCCGGCUUUGUUGAAGACUACAAACAACCAGAUACUGGAGGUGAAGAGUCCCAACAAGCAGACCAAGCAGGACAAAAACAGAACUCUAGAUUGUGACAAGGCUUACCUCGACGAGCUGGUGGAACUCCACAAAAGACUGAUGACCCUCCGAGAAGGUCACAUCCUGCAACAGAUUGUGAACCUCAUCGAAGAGACGGGCCACUUCCACAUCACAAACACUACUUUUGACUUUGAUCUGUGCUCCUUGGACCGAAGUACAGUAAGGAAACUCCAGAGUUACCUGGAAACUUCCGGACUGUCCUGAAGUUCUGAGCAGCCGGCAGCUUGAUUUCUCAACAUAUGAUAUGGGGUGGAGAUAAUAAUGGAUGGAUAAUUGGAUUCCAUGCAAAAAAAAAAAAAAAAAAAUGAAAGGGUGGGGUGAGGGGGGGGGCGGUCAUGGUUGUCAACCAAUCAGAACACCCGCAAAGCCUUGAAACCUUCGCUACCCCUCCCGAAAAUGUGGUGGAGUUCUGACCAUUUUGCUCUUAAUGAAUGCGUGCGCGCUGAUAGUUGCCAUGUAUGUCUGUCUCGAUUUAUUGUUCUAUAUGACAAAACGUGUGUUCAACAUUGCCUUACAACGCUGUAAAGUCUUAUUUAUUGAAUUUGCCUGUGUGCGUGCGUGCGUGCGUGCGAGCGAGCGAGCGUGCGUGUUUUGCAGAUAGUGAAAUAACGAAAAGGACUCUUGAAGCACUUCACAGCCGGCAUUUCUCAGUUGGUGUGACAGUGAAAUCGUGUAAGUGGAAUCAAGGCAACAAAAUACAAUUCCCGGAAGAUGCUAACAGUACUGCGGCUCAACAAGCUAUCCUCGCGUUUCAAUAAAUAGAGUACUGUAUAUGCAAACGGGCGUGCGUUUUCAACGACCGAAAUCAACGGUCUGCAUUUCAGGUGAAGGAAACGCAAUACCAUUUGUUUAAAACUGUUAUUUCCAGACCUUGAUUGAGAAAAUGCUGAUAUUUUUACAUUGGGGGUGGGGGGGUGGGAUGUUGCAGCACACCACAAAAAGUGACCUCCUCCUGCCAUCUAUUGAUAGGAAGAGCAUUUAAUUUUGUCCGUCCACUAGCGUAUAUGGCUGAAUAAAGAAAAACAUCAUUUGGCACGAGUUAAAAAAAAAAAAUAAAAUAAAUGGAAUAAUUGUGUGCCGCUCAAGUUGGGAUUCACUGGUCUAUAAUGCAGUCCGAUUUCAUGGAGACGAUCCGCAAUUUCAAACAUUUGGCAAGUGUCUUGCCGACGUGUCUGCGACGUGCUUUUGGCAAAAUACUCCCGAGAAUCGAAAAUUAUUGUCCACAAAGAAAAUGAAAGCAUUCCCCCCCCCCCU